This is a messenger RNA of Homarus americanus (American lobster), 666 nucleotides long. Its product is annotated as tigger transposable element-derived protein 1-like. The coding region runs from base 1 to 666 and encodes 221 amino acids. Gene Ontology annotation, molecular function: nucleic acid binding. The transcript has a single exon. The record is from RefSeq and is a predicted model, not a curated record. NCBI's taxonomy places the organism in Eukaryota, Metazoa, Arthropoda, Malacostraca, Decapoda, Nephropidae.
AUGCUCUUUCUACCUCCAAAUACAACAUCUCUCCUUCAACCAAUGGAUCAAGGAGUAAUAGCAGCCUUCAAAGCCUAUUAUUUGAGACGUACAUUUAAGAAACUUAUUGCAGGUACUGAGGAAGGAGAUGAUAAGGCCAGUGUUCUUCAGUUUUGGGAAAGUUUCAACAUCAAGCAUGCAAUUGACAUCAUUGUGGAGGCCUGGGGUGAUGUAAGUAAGGACUGCUUGAAUGGAGUUUGGCGGAAGCUUCUCCCAGAAUUCAUUCAUGAUUUUAAAGGCUUUGAUGCAUCAGAGGAGCUCCCAAAAAUAAAAGAAAAUUGCGUUUCUCUUGCAAAGCAAGUUGGCUUUGCUGAAGUGGAAAGUGCUGGUGUUGAGGAACUGAUCAAGUCCCACUGUGAAGACCUCUCUACAGCUGAUCUACAACAACUUGUUGCUGCUGGGGAAACUGAAGAUGCCAAAGAUGAUGAAGGCCAGGAUGCAGAACCACGAGAGCUUCCUACUUCUCUUUUGUCUUCUAUCCUGAGGGAAGUUGAUACGCAGUUGCAGCUCUUGGAAGACAAUGGCUACAAUGCAGAAUGGAGCAGGAUUGUAGUUCGUGGUGUUAAAUCUUUUUUGGCACCUUAUGAACAGCUUGUGUGUGAAAGACGGCAAAGCAGCAAACAUUAG